AUGGGUGACUAUUCGAAAGCACUUGAAUCUUACGAAAAAGCACAUCAAAUUUACGAAGAAGCUCUGCCUCCGAAUCAUCCCAAUUUGGCUACUUCAUACAACAACAUCGGUGGAAUGUAUAACAAAAUAGGUGACUACUCGAAAUCACUUGAAUUUUACGAAAACGCACAUAAAAUAAAAGAGAAAGCUCUGCCUCCGAAUCAUCCAGAUUUGGCUACUUCAUACAACAAUAUUGGUUCAGUGUAUUUCUACAUGGGAGACUACUCAAAAACACUUGAAUUUCACGAAAAAGCACAUAAAAUCUACGAAAAAACUCUACCUCUGAAUCAUCCAAAUUUGGCUCUUUCCUACAACAAUAUCGGUGCAUUGUAUAACGACAUGGGUGAUUACUUGAAAGCACUUGAAUCUUACGAAAAAUCACUUAAAAUCACAGAAAAAGCUCUGUCUCCGAAUCAUCCGAAUUUGGCUAUUGCCUACAACAGCAUCGGUCAAGUGUAUAAAGACAUGGGUGACUACUCGCAAGCUCUUGAAUUUUACGAUAAAGCACAUCAAAUCCUCGAGCAAGGUCUGCCUCAGAAUCAUCCCCAUUUGGCUUCUUCAUACAACAACAUCGAUCAAGUGUAUAACAACAUGGGUGACUAUUCGAAAGCACUUGAAUUUUACGAAAAAGUACAUAAAAUUUACGAAGAAGCUCUACCUCCGAAUCAUUCCUCAUUGGCUGCUUCCUACAAUAACAUUGGUUCGGUGUAUAAUGAGAUGGGUGAUUACUCGAAAGCACUUGAAUUAUUCGAAAAAUCAUAUAAAAUCCUCGAGGAAACUCUGCCUUCGAAUCAUUCCAAUUUGGCUUUUCCAUACAACUGGUUAGGAAGAGUUUAUCGCAGUAUGAAAGAUUACACAAGGGCACUUGAGUAUUUUGAAAAGGCUCUCGCAAUACGUCAACAAACGUUACCUGAAACACAUCCCAAUCGGGCUAUUACAUACAGUGACAUUGGUAAUGUUCAUCGAUUAAUGGGUAAUUAUGAAAGGGCACUUUCAUUUCAUCGAAAAGCAUUAAACAUUCAAGAAAAUGUUCAAUGUAAUCCUCUGGAAUGUGCAACGACAUAUACAAACUUAGGUGAAACAUAUCGAAAAAUGAAAGAUUAUUCAACCGCAUUGACAUAUUUUCGAAAAGGAUUACAAAUACGUGAAAAGAAACUACCAAAAAAUCAUCCAGAUAUAGCUGUAAUAUAUCACAGUAUGGCAAAGUUAUAUUUGUCUAUUCGACAAUAUAGUAUGGCAAUGAAAAAUGUUCAACAAGCGUUAGAAAUUGCUCAAGAAAAAUUACCUUCAACUCAUCCUCAUCUUUUGGAUUAUAGAAAAACAUUUGAAAAAAUUCGAAAGAAGCUGUAA
Molecule: messenger RNA, 1389 nt
Organism: Rotaria sordida
Lineage: Eukaryota; Metazoa; Rotifera; Eurotatoria; Philodinida; Philodinidae
Source: the annotation of a GenBank genome assembly